Messenger RNA from Orbicella faveolata, 2477 nucleotides. RefSeq names its product kelch-like protein 5. NCBI's taxonomy places the organism in Eukaryota, Metazoa, Cnidaria, Anthozoa, Scleractinia, Merulinidae. The record is from RefSeq and is a predicted model, not a curated record. Gene Ontology annotation, molecular function: protein binding.
UAAAAUGUUUUGCAGUGGGAUAUAAAAGUCUGUGUUAAACAAAGAAGCAGAUGCAAACAUGAUUUGAAGUGCCUACAGCAUGAGUGAACGUCAGGAAAUUUUUUCAAAAAAAUUUUGCCAGUGAAAAUGGAGCAAGACGGGGACGCGAUUAUCUUCACCUGCAACGACCAUCUUAUAAAAGCUCUCAAGAGAAUGGACGGCUUUCGGAAGAAUUCUAAACUUUGUGACAUUGUUUUAGUGGUUGGGGAGAAAAGGAUAAAGGCUCAUCGCCUUGUUCUUGCUGCUUUUAGCGAUUACUUUAGCGCUAUGUUCACUGGCGACCUGGCCGAAAAUCGCCAAGAUGUCGUUCAUUUGAGCGAUAUGGACCCGCAAGCAGUUGAAGCCCUCAUCCAAUAUGCCUACACUUCUCACAUUGAAAUUCGAGUGGAUAAUGUCGAAGGACUUCUCUCUGUGUCUUGCAUUUUACAGAUUGAUGAAGUGAAAGAAGCUUGCUCGGAAUUUAUGAAGCAUCAGCUACAUCCAUCAAACUGUUUGGGCAUUCGUGCCUUUGCUGAUGGCCACAAUUGUACCGAACUUUUCAAAAUUGCUGACGCUUUCACAAAAGAACGCUUUGUUGAAGUUGUCAAAAAUCAAGAAUUCCUGCUUUUGAAUGCCGAAUGUGUAGCACAGCUUCUUUCUAGUGAUGAUCUAAAUGUUAACUCGGAAUCUCAAAUUUUUGAUGCUCUAUGUGCCUGGGCAGAACACGAUGAAGAAAAUAGAAGAAAGGUUUUGCCGAGAUUGCUUGGACUAGUUCGGUUGCCGCUGCUCGCGCCAGAAUUUCUUGUUGAUAAAGUCGAGAUGUCAUCUCUUUUUCGUGAUAUGCCCUGCAGGGAGCUUAUUAUAGAGGCCAUGAAAUACCAACUCCUCCCCAAACGGCGCUUUCAAUUUCAAAACUCAAGGACAACUCCGAGAAAAUCGACAGUGGGAAAACUUUACGUAGUUGGUGGAAUGGAUUCCUCCAAGGGAGCGAUUCAAAUUGAGCAUUAUGACCCUCGCAAAAACCUGUGGUCUGUGGUGUCGCCAAUGGUCACCAGAAGGCUGCAAUUUGAUGUGGCUGUAGUAGAUGGCAAUUUGUAUGUUGUUGGAGGCAGAGAUGGACUGAAGACGCUGAAUACUGUGGAAUGUUACAAUCCAAGGACAAAACAGUGGAGUCCUGUGCCAUCCAUGAGUACCCAUCGUCAUGGAUUGGGUGUGGCAACUUUGAAUGGCCCUCUCUAUGCUGUCGGUGGCCAUGAUGGUUGGUCUUACUUGAGUACUGUUGAGAGAUUUGAUCCAGAUACCAAGCAGUGGAGUUUUAUUGCAGCCAUGACGACGGCAAGAAGCACUGUUGGAGUCGCUGUUCUUAAUGGCAGACUGUAUGCAGUUGGAGGUAGAGAUGGUGCUGCAUGCCUUAACUCAGUGGAGUGCUAUGACCCUCACACUAACAAGUGGUCAAUAAGAUGCCCAAUGCUGAAGAGGAGAGGAGGUGUGGGCGUGGCUGUUCUUGAUAAUUUCCUGUACGCACUGGGUGGACAUGAUGCACCUGCAAGCCAAGACUGCUCUCGUCAAUUUGAUUCUGUGGAGAGAUACAACCCCAACACAGACCAGUGGACUAUGGUUGCACCUAUGAUCAACUGCCGUGAUGCUGUCGGAGCUGCAUGUCUUGGUGACAGACUGUACGCCAUUGGAGGAUAUGAUGGAUACAAGUAUUUGAGUGCAGUGGAGUCAUACGAUCCUGAGAGGAACAAGUGGGAGGAAGUUGCCUCUCUAAACUCUGCCCGAGCUGCAGCAUGUGUUGUGUCUGUGCCAAACAAUCCAGUUGCAAGUUAACACUUGUGGCACAUUGCAAGGAGGCAACUAUGUAUAAUGUAAACAUAGUGUUGACACAUUUUAACUCUCAUACCCUUCUCUCCAAAUGUAAGCUAACCAUUCUCAGCCUAGCACAACUGCUGUCAAUCAGGCUGUCAAUCAGUUGAACUGAGACCGGUUUAGAAUCGCUCACAGAUAGUCAGAAUCCAAAGUCAGAUAUCCUUAAGAUUUAUUCUAGUCAAAUGCAGAUCAUCUGAUUCCAUAAAUAAACAUUUCAGCUGUAAAAGUACAAGUAAGGUAUUUAUUAGACUGUAAGAACAGUUUUUCUUUGUUAUCACUAAUCAGGGUGUUUACUGUUGUUUUGUUAAAUAGUAAAAUGCAAAAUAUAAGUAACUAGAAAAAAUCCCUUGUGGAAUAUUAUGUAAGUUAAGUGGUGUUCUUCAGAUUUUUGCCAUGGUUUUAUAAUUUAUUGGGUUCAUAUUUACAUAUAAUUUUCUUUGUAGCAAGACUUAGUGGUCUGAAGUAAAACUUUUCCGCAAAAAAGAUAAAGAUAUGCAUCAUCCAGAUUUCCGAGCACCUCGAUGUUUUAUGGUUUCUAUAUUUUGACUCAUUGGAAGUAUUUCAAGAAAGGUUUUAAUUAAUGGUCUGUU